CCGCCCCUCGGCGGUCCAGCCCUCAGGUUCCAGUAAAGUCCCCGUGGUCCUGCCGCCUUGCGGUGCUCGUUGCUGGCUCUCCACCCGCACGCGACUUCAUCGGCGAUUUAGCACGCUCUAGACAUGGCUGCCCAGUGUGUCACAAAGGUGGAGCUCAAUGUUUCCUGUAACAACCUUUUGGAUGCAGAUGUGACAUCAAAGUCGGACCCUUUAUGUGUGUUGUUUUUGAACACGAGUGGUCAACAGUGGUAUGAGGUUGAACGGACAGAAAGAAUUAAGAAUUCUUUGAAUCCCAAAUUUUCUAAGACAUUUGUUAUUGAUUACUACUUUGAAGUGGUUCAGAAAUUGAAGUUUGGAAUCUAUGACAUCGACAACAAAACUAUUGAGCUGAGUGAUGAUGACUUCUUGGGAGAAUGUGAAGUCACUCUUGGACAAAUUGUUUCCAGUAAGAAGCUAACUCGACCACUGGUGCUCAAAAAUGGCAAACCUGCAGGGAAAGGGAGUAUUACGAUUUCAGCAGAAGAAAUAAAGGAUAACAGAGUGGUAUUGUUUGAAAUGGAAGCCAGAAAACUGGAUAAUAAGGAUCUGUUUGGGAAAUCAGACCCAUACUUGGAGUUUCACAAGCAGACCUCAGAUGGCCACUGGCUGAUGGUUCACCGAACAGAGGUUAUAAAGAACAACCUGAAUCCCAUGUGGAAGCCUUUUAAAAUCUCUCUCAACUCUCUGUGCUAUGGAGAUAUGGACAAAACCAUUAAGGUAGAGUGCUAUGAUUAUGACAAUGAUGGAUCACACGAUCUCAUUGGAACAUUUCAAACCACCAUGACCAAACUCAAAGAAGCCUCCAGAAACUCACCUGUUGAAUAUGAAUGCAUAAAUGAAAAAAAGAGACAGAAGAAAAAAAGCUACAAGAAUUCAGGGGUCAUCAUUGUGAAGCAUUGUGAGAUUACUGUAGAAUGCACAUUUCUUGACUACAUCAUGGGAGGGUGCCAGCUGAAUUUUACUGUGGGGGUGGACUUCACCGGCUCCAAUGGUGAUCCCAGUUCUCCAGACUCCCUGCAUUACAUCAGCCCUAAUGGUGUUAAUGAGUAUCUGACUGCCAUCUGGUCUGUGGGAUUGGUAAUUCAAGAUUAUGAUGCUGAUAAAAUGUUUCCAGCUUUUGGCUUUGGAGCUCAGGUGCCUCCUCAAUGGCAGGUGUCUCAUGAAUUUCCAAUGAACUUUAACCCCUCAAACCCCUAUUGCAAUGGAAUCCAAGGCAUUAUAGAGGCUUAUCGGGCCUGUCUUCCUCAGAUAAGACUCUAUGGACCAACUAAUUUUUCUCCAAUUAUAAAUCAUGUGGCCAGGUUUGCAGCUGCAGCCACACAACAGCAGACAGCUUCUCAAUACUUUGUGCUCUUAAUCAUCACUGAUGGUGUGAUCACAGACCUUGAUGAAACCAGACAGGCAAUCGUCAAUGCGGCCAAGCUGCCCAUGUCUAUCAUCAUUGUGGGAGUUGGGGGAGCUGACUUCAGUGCCAUGGAGUUUCUGGAUGGCGAUGGUGGAAGUCUCCGUGCUCCAUCAGGCGAGGUGGCAAUAAGAGAUAUUGUUCAGUUUGUGCCUUUCAGACAGUUCCAGAAUGCUCCAAAAGAAGCACUUGCUCAGUGUGUCCUGGCCGAGAUUCCCCAGCAGGUGGUGGGCUACUUCAACACAUACAAGCUCCUUCCUCCCAAAAACCCAGCUGUGAAGUAGAAGGCGCCAGGACAGCUACAGGCUUUCAAGAGCUGUGUGGAGCAAUGCCAUCUCUUACACAGAACGAUCUGCGCUUUUCACCCCCAGGGUGUCUGACGCCAGCCCAGCUUUUUGUAUAUAUUCAGUCUGUUUAAAGCAUACAUUUUAUACGUUUUGAAGAGGACAGUAGCAAGUCAAUUUCUGCUCAAUGAAUUCAAUGAUUGUUAGUGAUUUAUAGAAAUUACGAGUGCUAUUUGGAAUUGAAUUUAAUGUGGGAAAGUGAGGUUUGUUGGUUUGUUGUCUGCUUCCUAUAAGUGAAAUGCCAUUUUCAAGUGUUGCCCGUAGAGUGAAUGAGGAAUUAAGCAUGAAGAGGCAUACAGGUUGUUGUACUGUUUAUAGUAAAUAUUUUCAAGCUAAUGUCCAGACUGUGACUGAGAGAACUCUUAAGUUUGUAUCUCUGACUCUCUAUUCUGUCCCUUUCCAUGCUGCAGUGCUACAGUACAAACUGUGUUUCCACAUGGCUGCUUGUGUGAAAACGGGCUCACUCCGCCGUCAACCAGUGCAGCUCCUCGUAGACAAGACGUUUUUAUUUGCCUUUUGAAAUCUUUUCACUGUGAACUCUUGCACAUAUUUGGCCUUUGCUUUACUGAGUAAACAAGACACUCAAACUUCUGUGGGCAUCAAAUGAUAGGUCAUCCCAGAGGCCACAUGAUUAGAUCAGCAUAGCUGACUAGGUGCAUUCACCGAGGCUUUGAGGACCAAACAUUGAAGGUGGAAACUCAAGCGCAGCUGCAGGCCAGGCAUGGUGGCACAUCGUCCGAGCUUGGGGAGGCAGAGGCGUGAGGCAGCACUAGCCGACCCGCCUACAGAGUUCAUUCCAGGCCAGCCAGCUCCCAGUGAGAAUGCGUUUUCAGAACAACAAAGGAAAACAAGUAACUGAGAAACACAUUUCUUCAAACUGGCUAUAUAAUUGCAAAAGGUCCUGUGUAUUGAUUUGUAUAGAUUUAUUUAGAUAUUUUUGCCUUUUAAAAAUAGUUUUCUUCGGGCAUUGGUGACGCACACCUUUAAUCCCAGCACUUGGGAGGCAGAGGCAGGCAGAUUUCUGAGUUCGAGGCCAGCUUGGUCUACGGAGUGAGUUCCAGGACAGCCAGGGCUACACAGAGAAACCCUGUCUUGAAAAACAAAAAACAAACAAAACAAAACAAAAAAUAGUUUCUUUAAACUUAUGAUUCUAGUUAUUAAUCAAAAUUCCAUUUUUCAUUUCAAUAAUGAACUAUUUCCUAAGUCCAGAAUUCUGUUAAGCAUAAAACUUGAUAUAAGAUUUUUGGAAUAGAUUCUGUAACAUUUGCCUGAGGAUUUAGAUGUCAAAUACGUUGCCUAUCCAUUCAGUGGCCAAUUAUUGCUAACAAUUUAAUUAUGUAAAGAAUUAUGUAUUCACCACAUAUCCUUAAGUGGAUAUCCACAGCGCCAGUCAGCAUUUCUGUCAGUAUUACUGAGUCCUGCCACCACUGCCUGUGUCUUUGUUUUCUUCAGGCUUCUCAGAAACAGCUUACUGCUGAGGUCUGGCUCAGAGGAUCCACCUGUCUCAUUUGCCUAGCCCAGUGAGCAGUUGCCUCCUUCCCACAUGGGUAACUGGCAUCUGGAUAUGUGCUGUUAACCUGAAGCAAUGCACCUCUAUAUAGCAGGGUUUCUUGAAAUUUAUUUUAAUUGUGAGUUCUUUCACCCAAGAAAUUUUUAUGUGCCACCAGUUUUAUAGGUAUAAAAAUGUAUAUUUAAGAUAGUUAUACAAAUCAAACAUUGCAAGGGAACCAAAAGAAAUUUAUUUUAGCUAUCUGGAGACAUGGUGACAGGUUAAUAGUACAUAUUACUCUUGCAGAGAUCCUGUUGGUUGCCAGCAAAUGCAUCAGGCAGCUUUAUUUGGCUUAACUUUGCUUUUAGGGGAUUUGAUGGUCUCCUCUGCCCUCCAUGAGAACCUGUUUUUGUGUGUGCUGUCUAUUUGGUAUUGCAGUACAUAGAGCAUCUUUAAUGUCUUCAGAGUUGGUUGAUAUUUUGAUUUUAUGAUUGCCAAUACUUAGAACCUUUUUCCAUAUAAAUGUACAACAGUGUUUCAGAAGUUGGAAAUUCUAUCCUCAUCAUAAGCCAAAAGAAAAAAAAUUUAAAGUUUUUUGUAUAAAGCUUAAGUUGACAGUUUUUAAAAUCAAACUUUCUAACAUAAUACAAUCUAGAGAUAUAUUGAUUUGAUAUUGACUUGAUUCAGAAUAACAGGAAAAUAUUGCCCGUAACUAAGUGUGUAUGCUAAAGUUGAGUGUAUACAGUAACGUCACUUUAAAUCCCAAUGCAUAAAGUAACCUGGAGUCUGAGCUGAGGUAUUCAGUCAGUGUUUAUUGUUGAUGUGUGACAUAGCAGCUGUGUAGUGCAAAAUGCACCUGCUGUCUCUUGACAACCAAGGCUGCAGUGAAGUUGAGCAGUACAGCAUGGGCAAGCCUGCCAGAAGCAUCUCAGACACGUUACACAUUUGGUUUUGAAUUGAUUUUUGGCCAUUGUUCAUUAGAAAGCUUUACUGUUGUCUUUUUUUCCCAGUCAGUUACAUGACUGCCUAGGGGACCGUGGCCCACAGAUGACGAACAUGGGCUCUAUAGCAGGACUCAGAAGUAACAAUUCAGUUCUCCAGAUGUGAUGAAAUCUGAUUUUUUUUUCUUUUUCUUUUUUUCUCUUUUGAAAUCAUCUUCAUUUCAGGGUCUCAGGUUCAGUUCUCUGUGCUUGGGACGAUAUCACAGCGUUUUCAGGACUCUCUUUUGCACAUGGAGGGAGCCAGCACAGAAAGAAAGGCCUUAUAGCUUCUCUCUGUUGUGUGGUAGGAGAGCGGCUUUUUGGCUCUGAAGCAGGGCUCACUAGGCGUGCGCAGCCCCACAGCAUCCUCAGAACUGUGGCCGUCAACAUCUGGUAGCCAUCUUGUUUCUGCCCUUUGGUCUUUAACAGUUUUAUAUUCUGGUUUAUCAGCAUUUUUUAUUUUUAAAAUAGUUUUUCUUUAAAUGACUCAUCUUGAUAAGGUUUUAUAGAUUUAUUAUUCAUAGGAACUGUGAUUCUGGCAAUUUAAGGUAAUCUAUAGCUUUCUGCAAUUUGAAAUAAAAGCAUUUCCAACUUCUAGAUUAUCAUUUCAUAAAAUCCUUAAUUUCAGCACUCACCCUCAUUCUGUACUAUUUUGUAGUACACAAAUACUUAUUUUUCCUUUUGUGCCAAUAUUUGAACAAAAGCCAUUCAUUCUUAAAGAAUAUCUAAAAUAAAAAUCCCCUAACUGACCUUUAUUUCUCUAUAACUACAUAUGUACGUGUCCAUCGUGUGCGCGUGCACGCACACACACACACACACACACACAAUUUCUUGCAUGCAUAUAUUCAGAGGUAGGAUUUGUUCCUUCCUAGUCACCUCCUUUUCUGUUUAAGAUUGAUUUAUUUAAGACCAUUAAAAUUUAAAAUCGUCUGGGGAUUUACAAGUGUUCACUUUAGACAGUGCUCUGUCAGCUUUUCCAGAGGGGACCCAGGGCCUCCCCGACCUUGUGCCGCUGAGUUUCACAUGCCUUGCCCUUUUCAUUUCAUACUAGAAAGCUGUCUUCCAGAAUGCUCUCUAGGCUAUUUUUCAUGGAGGUGAUGUAAGGUAAGUUAGCAGCUGGGUGGAAAUUAUGAGCAUUGUGUUGUGGCAGAUGGCACAGUAUGAGUAUAACUUGCUAAAUACAUAAGUUUAUAUUAAAUACAUUUUCUGUGUGAAUUCCCUUUAAAUAAAGUUACUCUUGAUGUAA
Apodemus sylvaticus (European woodmouse) is the source of this 5500-nucleotide messenger RNA. RefSeq names its product copine 3 (gene Cpne3). Gene Ontology annotation, cellular component: plasma membrane. Bases 124 to 1725 code for a protein of 533 amino acids. Gene Ontology annotation, biological process: cellular response to calcium ion; ERBB2 signaling pathway. Gene Ontology annotation, molecular function: receptor tyrosine kinase binding; calcium-dependent phospholipid binding. The transcript has 16 exons. The record is from RefSeq and is a predicted model, not a curated record. NCBI's taxonomy places the organism in Eukaryota, Metazoa, Chordata, Mammalia, Rodentia, Muridae.